AUGCAGUGGACCACGAUGUUGGCGAUAUCUACGACCGGCAGUUACAUGAUUCUCGCAAACCCACUGAGGGAUGGAAAGGAAGUCAGCCGCAUCGCGCGCAUUAUGAGGAAAUUGGGCCCGCUUGCGGAUAGAGAAUCACGUCUUGCGCAGGCUGACGAGCCGCCGCGAUUGGUUCUGCCAAGAGUUAAGGUGCCGGACAUGAUAGACCAGCUUCAUCAUCAGCUGGGGCACGCAGGCCAGCGCAAGACGGAAGUAGCUGUUCACAGACGGUUUUGGUGGUCGACUAUACACCGGGUUCGGCUACCACCUAUCGCCGUGGAUGGCCCCAACCACAGAAUCGAGGUAGAUAUACUUGGGUCACUGUCACACACCCGCCAACGCGACAACCGGUUCAUACUGGUUAUCGUCGACUACUUUACAAAGUGGUGUGAGGCAAUACCCUUAAAAAACCAAGAUGCAAAUUCAGUGGCGACGGCCAUUAUUAACGAUUGGAUCAGUCUUUAUGGGGAAGGAACCAUAACCUGGGUCGACGGGCUGUGA
This is a messenger RNA of Dibothriocephalus latus, 540 nucleotides long. The record is from the annotation of a GenBank genome assembly. NCBI's taxonomy places the organism in Eukaryota, Metazoa, Platyhelminthes, Cestoda, Diphyllobothriidea, Diphyllobothriidae.